Molecule: messenger RNA, 930 nt
Organism: Penicillium alfredii
Lineage: Eukaryota; Fungi; Ascomycota; Eurotiomycetes; Eurotiales; Aspergillaceae
Product: putative FHA domain protein SNIP1
Exons: 1
Coding region: 1-930 (309 amino acids)
Biological process (GO): mRNA splicing, via spliceosome; maintenance of RNA location
Cellular component (GO): nucleus
Molecular function (GO): protein binding; mRNA binding
Source: RefSeq, a predicted model, not a curated record
AUGGCCGGUUCUCAGGACGAUUAUCGUGACCGCAGGCGGCGCUCAGCAUCUGGUUCCCGCGACCGAAACCGAGACCGGCGACGAGACGACGAUCGCCGCAGCUCUCGUCGAGACAGUCCUCGACGACGAAGUUCCCGCAGCCCCUCUGGGAGGGCUAGUGUUAGAGAGGAGCGUGGCAGGCAUCAACGUCAGCGUCGAGAGCACUCGACAAGCUCAGUAGACGAAGACCGCCGGAGACACAGACACCGCAGCCAUCGACACCGCGAUGGGCGCGAUCACGACCGAUCGUCACGGAAACGCCGAAGUCCACGACCUCGAUCUCGCUCUCGACGGCGGUCGCGCAGUCCACCACGAGCAUUACAACGAAAAGGCCCGCUGCCCUCGCAAUCCGACGCGUUUAACGCCACGGAAGUGACGCAGUCCUCGGAUGCACCGGCGCCAGAAAAACAAAAGCCCAAUUUUAAUGCGACAGGACGACUUGCGGCCGAGAGCAACUCGGUCCAGGUGGGAGGCGGUGAAACUAUUGUCUUGAAAUACCACGAGCCUCCGGAGGCUCGCAAGCCGCCCCCUAAGGAACCCUGGCGAAUGUACGUGUUCAAGGGCGAGGAGCUAUUAGAGGUGGUAGAGCUGGGCGAACGCAGCUGCUGGCUGAUCGGCCGUGAGCGCCAGGUGGUAGAUUUCCCACUCGAUCAUCCCAGCUGCUCGAAGCAGCAUGCUGCGCUGCAGUUUCGAUUCGUUGAGAAACGCAACGAAUUCGGUGACCGCAUUGGCAAGGUCAAGCCCUAUCUCAUUGACUUGGAGAGCGCGAAUGGGUCUAGUGUCAAUGGGGAGCCCGCGCCGGCUGGCCGCUACAUGGAGAUCAUGGAUAAGGACGUGCUCCGGUUUGGACUAAGCACUCGGGAAUACGUCUUGAUGCUGCCUCCCAGCUGA